Messenger RNA from Verruconis gallopava, 4317 nucleotides. RefSeq lists its product as uncharacterized. Gene Ontology annotation, cellular component: nucleus. Gene Ontology annotation, biological process: regulation of DNA-templated transcription; DNA-templated transcription. NCBI's taxonomy places the organism in Eukaryota, Fungi, Ascomycota, Dothideomycetes, Venturiales, Sympoventuriaceae. Gene Ontology annotation, molecular function: DNA-binding transcription factor activity, RNA polymerase II-specific; DNA binding; zinc ion binding. Bases 545 to 3250 code for a protein of 901 amino acids. The record is from RefSeq and is a predicted model, not a curated record. The transcript is spliced from 4 exons.
ACACAACAUCCUAUUUUUCUCGCACUGCGCAAAUUCUGUCGCAGCAGACUUGACUUGGUCUCCGUUUCGCAAGCCCGCCUGCCCUCUGGAUUACUGCGAUUGUCUCGUUAGCUUCGAGCAAGCGCUUGAUUCGUAGUAGAUUGCAAGGCCUCCUCGUUCGAUUGCGCGCACCAAGGUGGGCCGACAUCUUCGGUUGCCCCGACCCUAGACGCAGAGAGUUUUGCAAGGAGUGGUUGCCUGGACCGUUCAACCUCACUAUCCUGCUGCCGCCAGCAUCUCUGUUUGCUUGGGAGAUCUCAUUGCGAACGCAAGUCGAGCGCACCUUCGAGGACAUCGGAUGCUUAGGCAGAAUCGGACACUUGUUGGCCCGAGUCAAGUCACCCCGCGGUCGCCUUGGAUCUGAACCGCGCUCGGCGAGUUAGUGUUCUUGGUGCGCGCAUCUCAGGUUGGAGGUUUGCAGAGUGAAAAUUCUCUGUUGUAGCCAACAACGUGUGUCCCUCAUUUGUGGAAGUUAAAACGGAGAUUAAGAGUUGGAUAUCUGAAAAUGACACCCACACCACCAUCUUCGAACACAUCGAAUAGCGGCCAGUCGCCAGAUGGCCAGUUCAGAGUCGUGCGCAAGCGCAAUCGAAUUCCCCUGUCAUGUGGGCCAUGUAGACAUCGAAAGCUGAAAUGCAAUAGGUCGCAUCCAUGUGACAACUGCAUCAAACGGGGAGAUGUCGACGCUUGCACAUAUGCCGCUCCGAAUGCAAAAAGGAAGAAUACAUCACACAAUGGUACAGCUAGUGGAAAUCCAGACGAGAUGCAGAACCGAAUCGAUCGGCUGGAGAGCCUAGUAUUAUCAUUAAUGACAAAUGGCGCUCAGGCUGCAGGACCUACUGCUGCAAACGCAGCGAUUGCCGGAGUGGGGCCAGCUUCAGGCAGCAGCAUUGGCGGUAGCUCGCCACGAUUCCAGCUUGAUGCUGAGAGCGUGCGAGAGGAGCCCGAGGACGCUGAGGAUGGCGACGAGAGUGAGGUGGACAAGAUGUCGAAGCAGAUGGGCGUGAUGAAGAUGGACAGUGGAAAAACGAUUUUCGCGUCAGAAGCGCAUUGGUAUUCAAUACUUGCUGAGAUUGCCGAAGUAAAAAAUCAUUUCGCAGCGCACAAGAAGGAGUUUGAGGAACAUUAUAACAACGUCAAGCAGAAGGCAGAGGAAUUAAAGAGAGAGACGACAAGUUUCUUUCCAUUCAUUACUGAGAAGCCUGCGAGCCAUAGCGAGAUUCUAGCCGCUUUUCCAAACAAACAAACUACUGAUGUUUUGAUUUCGCGCUUCUUCAACACACAUAAUUACGAUCCAGCAUUCCAUAUCAUCCAUGGUCCCACAUACCAACGGCAAUAUGAUCAACAUUGGAUCAGUCCAUCAGACACUCCGUUGAUAUGGUUGGCCAUGACCUAUGCAAUGAUGAGCAUAGCUGUGCAGUCCUUCAUUCGAGCCGAGGACGGCCCACCAGAAUAUAGGGAAGCAUUACCCAAAAUGCUUAGAGAUUAUCGCCGACUCACUGCCCAAUGUCUCAUUCUUGUAGAUAUUACGGCACCAAUCACCUAUAUGCUGGAGACUUUACUUCUUUGUGUAAUAUCGGAGCUUGGGCGUACGCGAGACGCUGAGACAGGCCCUCUUCUAGGAGUAAGCGUCAUUGUUCGUCUUGCGAUGAGAAUGGGUUACCACAGAGAUAGCAGAGAUUUUCCACAAGUUACGCCGUUCCAGGGAGAAAUGAGACGUCGAAUAUGGACAGUCGUGCGGCAUUGCGACCUGCUAUUUUCCUUGCAGGCAGGAUUGCCUCCAAUGAUCCGACCACACGACACAAAUACGGCACCGCCUCUCAACAUCUACGACGAUGAACUAAGCGAGGAGAUGAAGGAGCUGCCGGCCUCCCGGCCUCUGACAGAGACGACUCCAAUGACCUAUAUCAUCUACAAGAACGAACUCAUUAACGCGUAUGCGGAGAUUGUAGAAGCAGUUCAGGGUUUCGCCAACUGCUCGUAUGAACAGGUCAUGAAAAUGGAUCACAAGCUACGCGAAAUCCAUGCAAACAUUCCGCCAUUGUUCCGCAUGCGAAGCAUGAAUGAAGCUCUUAGAGAUUCCUCCGCUGUAGUCAUGCAAAGGUAUAUAUUAGACUUGCUCUUUUUGAAGAGUCAAUGCGUCCUGCAUCGCAAGUUCAUCUGCCCCUCCCGGGAUUCAACACGAUAUGUAUAUUCGAGACGAAUUGCGAUUGACAACGCGAUGGAGAUGUUAAAGCAUCAGGCAACUCUUCAUAAUGAGUCGAGGCCCGGUGGUCGUUUAAGCAGCGUUAAGUGGUUUGUCUCGUCACUAACAAGCAACGACUUCCUCCUGGCUGCUAUGAUAGUAGCUUUGGACUUAUACCACACGGCAGAGGCCGAGCGUCAGGGGAGACGUGCGUCCAACGAUUUGUACGACUGGUCGCACGAGCGGCGGACCAGCAUGUUGCAGACUCUUGAGCAAUCGCGCAACAUCUGGGCCACGCUCCAGGACCAGAGUAUGGAGGCUCUGAAGGCGUAUGGCGUACUAUCCGCCAUGCUGGGCAAGCUGCAGUCACACGAAGAACAGCUCCGGCGUGUUGCGCAAGCCGCCAACUUCGAUGCCAAGAGCUUCCACCAGAAUGGAACAGAUGGUGACGACUCUACGGUUGCUCCCGAGCAUUCCGCUGCGAUGACACUAGGCUUGCUCAGUUCGGGUGCGAUGACCGGCGACGCAGCAAACAUGUUUGCCCAGUAUAGUACACCUGGGCAGCCGAACACUAACACAUCAACGUCUGGAAUGAAUUCGAAUUUCUUCGGCACCGCGGACACGACGAACGUGCCCAUGUCUUCAUCUAGUCCGUUCUCAAGUUUGUUUGGUCCUUCGAGCAACAUGUUCAACAUGGAUGUGGCGGGCAACAACGGCAACAAUAUCGAUUGGGACGCAUGGGACUCGUUCUUGCAGAACGGGAACGUUAACAUGGACGGCACUGCGGGUUCCACAAAUACAAUGACCACACCGAACAUGUCGUCCGGCUUCGGCAUGUGGCCAGGUGGUAUGAAUAUGAACAUUGACCUACCAGGCAUGAGCGGAACGAACGGCACUGAUAUUUCUACUGGCGACGUGGGCAAUAGCACUGCAUCACAAACGCAAUCGCCGUCACAAUCGAGCGGCAACUUCCCAAUGGUCAGCAACGUUUACUUGGGCGCCAGCACCCCGAGGAGCGCUUUUUGAGAGAGGCAGACUCCAAGCAUGAUGAUAACCUGUGCACAUUUAGCUUUUGAAGGCACGGGGAGACAGAGCGACCGGUCUCCCGCGACUGUGGCAGAGUACUGCGAAGGAAGGUCCUCAUCGUCACAGCUUAAUGCUCGGGACGGGUUGGCGGGCAGCACACCGACAGCUACGCGGGCGUUGAGCGAAGUUGGUUAGCAUGUGGAAAACAUAUUCUAGGAUCUCUCACAUUUUCGAGAGGCGGCCCAACAGUGUCCAAGCUGCAUCGAUCAACAUUGUAAUUGCUGCCAAGGUAUCCAAGGUCGGGAUGAGCACGCAGACAUGCAUACUUAUCCAUUCGCUUCUGAAGCACACACUUACAUACGCAAACACACGUGCAGACUCGCACGCGCGAAGGCCAUGGAGGUUUCUGAAGAGAAUAGGGUCAAUUCGGAUGCGAUCGGAAAUAUUUUUCAUUUACUAUCAUUUUCCAUAACGAGCUUCCCCUUGACGCUCGUUGAGACGAAUGACCGUCAAGUCCUGGACAACUGCGACGAAAGAGGUACAGGUAUUUCACUCAACUCACAAUUGUUACGUUCUGGUAGAAGGGGUUUUUUUUUCCUGCUUCCCUGUUUUAUAUGCGAAUGAUGACAUAACACACUAGUACGUAGCGCAGCACCUGUUUUCACCCCUUGUUUGCUGGUUGGACGAGCAGUCUAGCGAGUUUUGAUUGAGGGGAGAAAACUCUUCAAUUGCAAGAUUUCUCAAAUUGGGGCUUUCCGAGACUCUACCUCAGAAAGCACUUUUCACCAAGCUGAUUUCUCUCUCUCUCUUUUAUAGAUCUGUAUGAUUUUUUUUCUUCUUUCCUCCUUACAAACGUACGGCUACAACAAGCGUCGAUAGCGGCGGCGGCGACGGCACCAGUAGCAUCAGCGCCAUCGUGACGAGAAAACAUGCCUUGUCAGGAGACACCGAAGCCCUUCCAACGGGUCCUCCGUCUUCUUUUCUUCAGUGCAAGCGAAUAGCAUCGUCAAAUGCAAUCUUUUCGGCAAUGUCACCGUCGCGAAGACACUGUUUUCAUUUAAUCCCUC